Messenger RNA from Alosa sapidissima (American shad), 980 nucleotides. RefSeq names its product glutaredoxin 2 (gene glrx2). The transcript is spliced from 4 exons. NCBI's taxonomy places the organism in Eukaryota, Metazoa, Chordata, Actinopteri, Clupeiformes, Clupeidae. Bases 173 to 622 code for a protein of 149 amino acids. The record is from RefSeq and is a predicted model, not a curated record.
GCAUGUGAAACAUGUGAUGGACUUUAAACUGUGACUAUUCAGUUAAGUUCAUCCGGAGCGACUUACCUCGUGUGCCUUUUUUGCAUAUUAAUAUAUGGUCGCUCACUUUGUUAACGUUUGCUGAACACAUUUCAUCGCUUUCCAGCCUGCUGGCAAGCAGUGGCUAGACAGAAUGCUUGGGCGAGGAUGCCUGUCCAAGCUUACAUGGGGUGUUAUUCUUAGACAAAGGAUGGGGAAUUUGUCAUCGUCAACAUCCGGAGCUCUGUCAGGCACAUCAUGUACUCGGUUUGUUCAGGAUGUGGUGUCUCAUAACUGUGUUGUCAUAUUCUCUAAAACAUCUUGCCCAUACUGCAAGAUGGCCAAAAAUGUGUUCAAUGAAAUAGGUGCGACAUACAAAGUGAUUGAAUUGGAUCAGCACACUGAUGGUAGACAGCUCCAGGAGGCUUUGGCUCAAAUGACAGGUGCAAAGACGGUUCCCCGAGUCUUUAUCAAUGGCCAGUGCAUCGGCGGAGGCUCAGACACUAAGGAGCUGCACCAGCAGGGAAAGCUGCGGCCAUUAAUAGAACAGUGCACCCAGUGCUGUUCCUCAGAGGGCUCUGGCUCCGGCUCCAGCAGCGGGUAGCCUCUCUCCAAUCAUAAUAAAAUCAUUCACUAACUUCUUGUGACAUGUUGCCCCAGCCAGAGCAAUUAUUUAUUAGAUGUGGAUACUUUUUCUUUUUGAUGUAGUGUAUAUUUGUGUUAAUUUUAACUGUAAUGCAUGACAUUAGCCUACCUCAUAAAUCAGGGAUGUAAAGCUAUAUUUUAAUAAAUGCUUGUCCAACAACAUGGCUUGUGCAUCACCUUUUCAUCUAAGUUGUACUUGUUUUCUGGUUAUGUGGACAGAGGUCAUGUUAGUGGCAAACAACUGACUUUGUAAUAGUAUUUCGAUUGCUAUUGUUAUUUUACAUGAUGUACAAUAAAUAUGGUGGUAAGACAUGUAA